Molecule: messenger RNA, 978 nt
Organism: Nanorana parkeri
Lineage: Eukaryota; Metazoa; Chordata; Amphibia; Anura; Dicroglossidae
Gene: BAG1
Product: BCL2 associated athanogene 1
Exons: 7
Coding region: 67-693 (208 amino acids)
Biological process (GO): protein stabilization
Cellular component (GO): nucleus; cytosol; cytoplasm
Molecular function (GO): adenyl-nucleotide exchange factor activity; protein-folding chaperone binding
Source: RefSeq, a predicted model, not a curated record
ACAGGACGCGAGGGUGACACUGGAAAGCAUCUUUCCCAGCAAGAGUUGUCCCUGCCUUCUAAAGACAUGGGCUCCAACAGAGGACUGACAAUCACCCUGACACAUGGAAGUGAGAAGCACAAACUGCAGGUGGUGACCCAAGAAGAAAAUGAUGACCCGACUCUUCAAGAUUUGGCUACGAUAGUGGAGAAAGUCACUGGUGUACCACUUGCCUCACAGAGACUCAUUUACAAAGGAAAAUCCCUUAAGGAAAUGGAACAGACUUUAUUAGCCCUUGGUGUACAAAAUGGUUGUAAAAUAAUGCUGAUUGGGAAGAAGAACUGCCCAGAAGAGGAGUCGGAGUUAAAGAAACUAAAAGAUUUGGAAAAAUCAGUGGAACAAUUGGCUGGUAAACUGGAAGAUGUGAACAAAGAGUUUUCAGGAAUUCAGAAGGGUUUUCUUAGUAAGAAUCUUCAAGCAGAAGCACUUGGUAAACUUGAAAAACGAUUAAAGACAACAGUCGAACAAUUUAUGAAGGUACUGGAACAGAUUGAUUCUAUGGUAAUGCCAGAUAAUUUUAAUGACUGUAGAAUGAAGAGGAAGACAUUAGUGAAAAAAGUGCAGGGAUUCCUUGCUCAAUGUGACACAAUGGAAGGAAACAUCAGUCAAGAAAUUGACAAGCUUCACUCUAAGAAUUUGGCUCUGGCAAAGUAAAGGUUCAUAUACAACAUGUUGAUGUUGAGUGUUGAUGGAGUAAAAUGGUUGCUCUAUGAGCAAGUGUAUAUACAAAGGGGAUUUUUGCUCUCUGUCUUGGAGGAGUACAUAUACUGUAUAUAUAGCUAUUUUGUUCAUAUUAAUGAAUUGCUGUGUUUUGCCUGCAUAAGCUCUGCUGCUAUAUUCGGUGUGUGAAAACACAAGAAAAUAGGUAAAACUGUCAUGUACUGCAUAUAAGAUCACUGAUCAGGCAACAUCUCUUUAGUUAAUAACAUGUUUCUUUUU